Molecule: messenger RNA, 4508 nt
Organism: Schistocerca americana (American grasshopper)
Lineage: Eukaryota; Metazoa; Arthropoda; Insecta; Orthoptera; Acrididae
Gene: IleRS
Product: isoleucine--tRNA ligase, cytoplasmic
Exons: 25
Coding region: 225-4073 (1282 amino acids)
Biological process (GO): isoleucyl-tRNA aminoacylation
Molecular function (GO): isoleucine-tRNA ligase activity; aminoacyl-tRNA deacylase activity; tRNA binding
Source: RefSeq, a predicted model, not a curated record
AUUACUAAUUAGUCGGAAGUGUGCACCGGUGUACCCGUGUGGCGUGUACCGCACAUGUGUGAUGUGUGUUGAGUAGGUGGUUGUGUACAUGUGAAUGUUUUGAAAAUGGAAGUGUAGUUGUCAACUGACUUAAAUCCCAAAGUCAGAACAUUUCAUUUGCGCGUCGUGUGAAUGUGUGACUAUUGGAUGUAAAUUGACAUUCAACGAUCUUUCUAUUAAUCAUAAUGAGUGACGAAACUCUGGUAAUUGUGCCUGAGACUAUUAAUUUUCCUGCUGAAGAGGAAAUUGUCUUAGCAUUCUGGAAAGACAAAAAUGUUUUCAAGAAUUGUUUGAUACAGUCAAAGGGAAAGCCAAGGUUCUCUUUUUAUGAUGGACCACCAUUUGCCACAGGUCUUCCACACUAUGGUCACAUUCUAGCAGGGACAGUGAAAGAUAUAGUAACCCGUUUUAUGCACCAGUGUGGUUUUCAUGUUGAACGGAGGUUUGGCUGGGACUGCCAUGGCUUACCUGUAGAAUUUGAGAUUGAUAACAAGCUUGGAAUAAAAGGGCCAGAUGAUGUAGCGAAAUUGGGUAUUGCCAAUUACAAUGCAGAAUGUCGAACUAUAGUAAUGCGAUACGCUACUCAGUGGCAGGAGAUUGUAACUCGUAUGGGGAGAUGGAUAGAUUUUGAAAAUGAUUACAAAACUAUGUAUCCUGCUUAUAUGGAGUCUGUGUGGUGGGUGUUCACAGAAUUGUUUAACAAAGGUCUAGUGUACAAGGGAGUUAAAGUCAUGCCCUUCUCAACUGCAUGCAAUACUCCAUUGUCUAAUUUUGAAUCGGGCCAAAAUUACAAACAGGUGCAAGAUCCUGCAGUUAUUGUUAGUUUUCCAUUGGUUGAUGAACCUGAUGUUUCCUUGAUUGCUUGGACCACUACCCCAUGGACUCUCCCUAGCAAUAUGCUACUGUGCGUAAAUGCGAAAAAAGUUUAUGUGAAAGUGAAAGACAAGAAGAGAGAGUCUGUCUUUAUCCUCAUGAAAGCUAGACUUGAAUCUUUAUACAAGAAGAAAGAUCAGUAUACAAUAUUAGAAGAAUUUGAAGGAUGUGUUUUAAAGGGGAGACAAUACAAGCCACUUUUUAAGUACUUUCUUAAUUAUGAAUCGAGAGGAGCUUUCCGUGUCCAGACAGAUGACUAUGUGACAGAAGAAUCUGGUACAGGUGUUGUUCAUCAGGCUCCAUUUUUUGGGGAAGAUGAUUACCGUAUUAGUUUAGCCGCUGGUGUUCUCACCCGUGAUGAAAAUUUAAUGUGCCCAGUUGAUGAAAGUGGCUGCUUUGUUGAUCCUGUUGUAGAUUUUAAAGGCCAGUAUGUGAAGGAUGCAGAUAAAAAUAUUAUAAAAUGGGUGAAAGAGGCUGGCCGGCUCGUUGACAACUCAACAACUGUGCAUCAGUACCCAUUCUGUUGGCGCUCAGAUACACCUCUUAUCUACAAGUGUGUGCCAUCUUGGUUUAUCCGUGUGCAGGAAAUGACUGAAAACCUCUUGAAAUGUGUGCGAGAUACCUACUGGGUUCCAGACUUUGUUAAAGAAAAAAGAUUUGGUAACUGGUUGAAAGAUGCUAGAGACUGGGCUAUAAGCAGAAAUCGUUAUUGGGGGACUCCUAUACCUCUUUGGGUUUCUGAGGAUGGUGUUGAGGUUGUGUCCAUAGGAAGCAUUGCAGAACUGCAACAGAAGAGUGGCCAGAAAAUUUCAGAUAUACACCGUGAAAGCAUUGAUCAUAUAACAAUACCAUCAAAGCGGCCAGGCUGUCCUCCUCUGAAGAGAGUCCCAGAAGUAUUUGACUGCUGGUUUGAAUCUGGAUCAAUGCCAUAUGCUCAGUUACAUUAUCCAUUUGAAAACAAACAAAAGUUUAAGGAUAGUUUCCCAGCUGAUUUUAUUGCUGAAGGCAUAGACCAAACAAGAGGCUGGUUUUAUACUCUCUUGGUGAUUUCAACAUUAUUAUUUAAUAAACCAGCUUACAAGAAUUUAAUUGCAAAUGGCCUUGUAUUGGCAGAAGAUGGCCAGAAGAUGUCAAAAAGGAAAAAGAAUUAUCCAGACCCUAUGAAGGUUGUCAGCGCCUUAGGAGCUGACGCACUAAGAUUGUAUCUGAUCAAUUCCCCUGUGGUCAGAGCUGAAAAUCUCAGAUUCAAGGAACAGGGUGUCAGAGAUCUGCACAAAGACGUUUUUCUUCCGUGGUACAAUGCAUACCGUUUCCUUAUCCAAAAUAUUGUUAAGCUCAAAGGUGAAGGUGUGGACUUAAAAUUUGAUCCAGAUGAGAGAAUGGAAGAGUCUUCAACAAAUAUAAUGGAUAGAUGGAUUCUAUCUUUCACAUAUUCAUUAAUCAAGUUUGUGAAAAACGAAAUGGAGCACUAUAGGCUUUAUACAGUUGUUCCUCGCCUCAUCAAGUUCAUUGAUAAUUUGACCAACUGGUAUGUGCGUAUGAACAGGAAACGACUAAAGGGAGCUUUUGGAGUAGAAGAGUGUACAGGUGCCUUGAAUGUGCUCUUCGCUGUCCUUUUGCUGAUGGUUAGAAUAAUGGCACCAUUUACACCAUUCAUUACAGAAACAAUGUACCAAAAUUUAAGAAGGGCACUAAAGAAACAGAACUUUGAAGGCUGUGAUAAUACAGAAAGUGUACAUUAUCUUCCUUUUCCCAAAGUGAGAGAAACCUGCAUUGAUAGUGAUGUAGAAAAAACUGUUGCAAGAAUGCAAACUGUAAUAGACUUGGGCCGUGUAAUACGUGAUAGGAAGACAGUUCCAGUCAAGUACCCACUGCCUAGCAUGAUAAUAAUACAUCCAGAUGAAAAGUGCAUAACAGAUCUGAUGCGUCUGAGGAGGUACAUUGCUGAGGAGCUCAAUGUUCGCCACGUGACCUUGACAACUGAUAUGGCUGGCUAUGGAGUAGUGAGAAAGGCUGAGCCUAAUUACAAGGAACUGGGAGUCCGUUUCAAGAGUGAAUUGAAGACAAUCACAGAAGCAGUAAAGGACUUCUCAGAAGAUGACAUUCAAAAGUUCAUUGAAAAUGGCCAUGUCACUCUUUUCGGUCACAGACUGGAGUCAUCUGAUAUUGUUAUAAAACACCACUUUGAUGUAGUGAGAACAAAGACUGGAAAAGGAAAAUUUGAAGGAGACAGCCAAGACAAUAUUAUAGUCCUGUUGGAUAUGGAGGCAGGAAAGGAUCUCCAAGAAGAGGGACUGGCUCGUGAAAUAGUAAAUAGAGUUCAAAAAGUGCGUAAGAAUGCGGGGCUGUUGCCAAUGGAUGAAAUUGUUAUUUAUUAUGAUGUAAAGCCUCCUAAAAGUGAACUCAGUAGUGUUGCUGAGCACUACAGUGAAUAUAUAUAUGGCACUCUUAAAAUGCCGUUCAGGCACCUUAACAGUAUUCCAGCUGAUGCUCAUAUUAUAAAGGAACAAACUUUCCAGGUGAAAGAUGCCGAACUGCAAGUAGCUUUGGUAUCAUGCAACAGAAGGCCCAAACCUGAUGUUCAGAGGAAUGAGGAACCCUUCUGCAGGUAUACAAAUGUGAUUCUGAAUACAAAUGGACCGACGAAGUAUGGCACAGUGUUGCUUGAGAAUCCUGUUGGAAAACUCAUCUCAUUUCAUGAAAUUGUUCAACAGGUAAAAGUACUGUUCUCUCUGGAUGAUGAAUUCAAGUUACAUUUGCCUGGUGUCGGUGAUCUGGACUGUGUGAAUGAUGUCACAGAAUUACAUACGAGGACACUGUUGAUUAAUCAACCAGGAGGAAAAGCCAAUACUGCUAAUUUUCUGAAAGAAGAUAUAUCUGUACGGUAUGCAAAUGUGGAAUACAUUUUGAAUGGCAGAUGUGAAAGGGGAACUGUUCUUUUAGAAAAUCCUAACAAUUCUGUUCUGAAAUUAGAUGAAUUUGUUAAUGAGCUUACAGAGUUAUUUGACCUGUCUGGGUACUAUACAUUAUCAUCACCUGUCAAAAUUGCUCUGAAACAAGAAGAAAAUGCAGCGUUAUUCCACAAGAAGACACUAUUUUUGUACCCGAAUGGAAACUCCAAUAUCGCCAGAGUACAGUCUCCUGGUGAAAACAGAAGCUGACACUACUACAACCAUGAACGUUAAAAUGCUACAUUAUCAUCAAGUUGAAGUAAAAAUGGGGCUCAGUUAUUUUGAAGUUUUGCACUAACAUCACUCGGAAGAUCAUUUACACUAGAAACCUCUUCCACCAUUAUCCAGGAUCACCACUCCCCACAAAAUUGUUUGUGCGUUUUGUAGCAUUAAAUGGUUUUCUUUAUAACAUUGAAGGACAUUUAAUAAAAUUUGACAGUAGCAUCAGAUAAUUACAAAGUGAGAGAGAAAAUCAUUGCAAAGAACAGCACAUCUGUAAGCAGUUGAAAGUAAGCAUCAGCAGAGUUCUAUUGUAAUAAUGUGAAGUCUCAGCAUAGCUAAAGACUGUUAACAACUGCAAAAUUCCUGUCAUGUUGCUACAAUUCAGCCAAAGUGCAUCCCAAUAAAAUAAAUAGCCUGAAAGUA